GUUUUUCAACUAGUUUUCAAAAUAAAAAGAAAGAAAAGGAAAAACCUAAUUUCGACGAUUUCCUUUCAAAAGCCCUAACCCCCUUCGUUCAUUCCUUGUCUUAUUUUCUUUGUUCUCUUUGUCUCCCACUCCGCCGAUGUCCGAUGCUCCGCCGCCCCCCAUUUCCCUUAUCUGUUCUCCCAUAGCUUCAUUCUCUUGUGAGGCAUUUGUGGUUUCUCCCAUUCUUCUUCUCAACAAGGUACCAACACCUCACUCUUCCUUCUCUCUUCUCUCACACCUUCAUCCUCUGUAGUUUCUCCCAUUCUUCUUCUCAACAAGGAACCAACAGGUCUGGUUUCCUUCUCCUCCCAGUUCUUUCAGUAAUGUCUAACUUGUUUUGCAGAAUCCUUCUACUUAGAUCUCCAUCCUCUGUAUUUUCUCACGGAUUUUCCGAAAGUCCGUUUAAAUCUCUCAGAUACUUAUCCACCUCUUCUGAGAUUGCAUCAUCUCCGAAGUCUGCUUCGUUGGCUUCUAAUGCUGUUCGGCUCGAGAAUAGUCGGAAGGAUGUAAUUGCGUUACUUGCGAAUCAUGGAUUCUCUGAAUCACAAAUCUCUGCCCUUGCCAAGAGGUUUCCUCCAAUUCUUUCUGCGAAGCCCGAGAAAACCCUAUUGCCCAAAUUGUUAUUUUUUCAAUCUAAAGGUUUUUCUUCCCCAGAGAUUGCCAGAUUAGUAUGUGCCUUUCCUCGUAUUUUAACGAGAAGUUUAGACAAACGAAUUAUUCCUUCCUUUGACUACAUUCAAGCCGUGCUUGGAAGUGAGGAGAAGACUUUUGCUGCCAUAAAACACUAUCCAGAUAUUCUCGGUUUGGAUCUUCGAAAUUCAGUUGGUCCCAAUAUUGAAAUUUUGAAACAAAUUGGAGUGCUGGAAUCAAAUAUUUUAACUUUUCUUCAGUACCAGCCUCGAACGUUCUUGAUAAAUUCCAUCCGAUUCAAGGAGAUUGUAGAGAGAGUUACGGAAAUGGGAUUCGACCCUCAACGAUUGCAGUUUGUUGUUGCUGUUUUUGCUCUGCGAUCAAUGACCAAAUCUACAUGGGAUAAGAAGGUUGAAGUUUAUCGGAAAUGGGGAUUGUCUGAAGAAGAUAUCCGUUUAGCUUUUAGAAAGAAUCCAUGGUGUAUGACAUUUUCUGAGGAUAAGAUUGAUGGUGCAAUGGAUUUUUUUGUCAAUAAAAUGGAAUGCGAAUCAUCUUUCGCUGCUAGGAGACCAAUUUUACUUGCACUUAGUUUGAAGAAGAGGCUUUUGCCUAGAGGCCAUGUUUAUCAAGUUUUGCUGUCAAAGGGUUUGAUUAAGAAGUACGCCAAUUUUUCUUUGUUUUUUAAGUCUUCUGAAAACUGUUUCAUAGAAAAAAUGAUCAACCCUCACAAGGAGCAGGUUCCUGGAUUGUUGGAGUUGUAUAAACAGAAAUUAACGGAUUCUAAAGAUGAACAGCAUUGGAACCUGCAAGCCGAUGAAACAUUGAUGAAGGUUGUUUGUUUCUAUUCUACCACGUUGCUUCACAAAUGUACCAAAGCAAAACUCACCCUCUUUUAAGAUAUCCCAGCAAAGUUCUUAAUGAUGAAGACCAACACACACAGAAGAGAAGAAAUGAAAUGAGAUUAUUGAACUUAUAAACUCAGGCAACCAUUUGAUCUCUGGUUCUAAAGCUGAGUUGAUGUCUAUUAGUAUUAUCCUCAUAAAAACCAUACUCACACCCAGUUGAUGAUUAAGGCAAUAGCCAUGCAUUAAAAUGAGAAUGAAGAACAAACAGAGAUAUUGUUAUACAUCGAAAGACUUACAUGUAUCA
Messenger RNA from Cucumis sativus (cucumber), 1818 nucleotides. Its product is annotated as transcription termination factor MTERF6, chloroplastic/mitochondrial-like. The transcript has 2 exons. Lineage: Eukaryota; Viridiplantae; Streptophyta; Magnoliopsida; Cucurbitales; Cucurbitaceae. Gene Ontology annotation, molecular function: double-stranded DNA binding. The coding region runs from base 363 to 1565 and encodes 400 amino acids. The record is from RefSeq and is a predicted model, not a curated record. Gene Ontology annotation, biological process: regulation of DNA-templated transcription; chloroplast organization. Gene Ontology annotation, cellular component: chloroplast.